AAGACUCAGAAGUCACAAUCCAUCUUCAUGGCUUCAAAAUGGCAGAGAUAGGAAUGAAGCCCAGGUCUUCAUGACUCCAAAACCUGUGUUCGUAGGCUCUUUUGACAUGAUACCCCCACCCUGGCCCCUUUUCAAUUGUACCAUGUGAAAAGAUGACAGUGUUUGGGCACCUCCAUUACUAUUAUAAACGUUUAUUAUAGUUUAUAAUAGUAACUUUAUUAGGUUACUCAAUUGGGUCAUUUCAUGUGCUUGUAGGUUUAAAUUUUUACCAAGGAUGUGAAACAUUUUUCCAACUUCACUGAAGGUUCUUUGAAGGAAGGAAUAAUAUCUUGUACUUCCCCUUUUCUCUUAUGAGCCCAUGUGUAUGUCUCUUAUGGUAAAGACAUACACAUAGUGACUAAAUAUUGGUCACUCAUUGUGGGGAGAGGGAAGGCUGCAGGGGUUGGGUUCAGAGAAUAAGGAAAAGGAAUUUGAAUGUACUGAAUGCCAGACACCAUACUUCAAAGACUUUUUUGUUCAACCCUAUUUUAGUGCUUUGUGAUAGGUGCUUUCAUCUUUGGUAGAACAGUUUGUUUCUGGGGCUUGUAAAAAUUGAGUAACUCACCUAAUUUCACACCUUGUAUAAGAGGUAGAACAGAGAUUCUGGCACAUCCUCUUUCUCAGUUAUGCCCAUUCCUGCCACACAUAAUUGGCUUUCUAAUUUUAAGCCAGAUCCACAGUUAAAUCUAAUUCCAAAUGACAGCCCCUUAGAGCAUCUGCUAUUUUUCUUGAUAAUGUGUUCUGGGAAAUUUGAGGUCACUAGCUAGAUCUAAAAGAGAGGGAAUUGCCAAGUUUCAAAAGGGUAAGAACAAUCCUUGGCCACACACCAGUGAAGGAAAGAUCACUUCAUGGAGGAGGAAGGGAAAGGUAGUGCCCCAUGGACAAAAAACUGAACACAGACUGGAUAUAAAGACAGAUGAGCUGGGGAGUGGAGCCACUGCUAGAGAAAGACCCACCCCCGGCAACUGUGGAGGAAGCAGUGCUAUCCCCUACCAAGAUGACGCUGUUGUUGCUGUAUCUGGGGCUGACCCUCGUCUGUGCCCAGGAGGAAGAAAAUAACGCUGUGACAAGCAACUUCGACCUGUCAAAGAUUUCAGGAGAGUGGUAUUCGGUUCUCUUGGCCUCUGACUGCAGGGAAAAGAUAGAAGAAGAUGGAAGCAUGAGAGUUUUUGUCGAACACAUUGAUUACCUGGGGGACUCUUCUCUGACUUUUAAAUUGCGUGAAAUUGAAAAUGGAACAUGUACUGAAAUUAAUUUGGCUUGUAAACCAACAGAAAAGAAUGCCAUAUGUAGGGCUGACUAUAAGGGACACAAUGUCGUUGACAUACUUGAAACGGACUAUGAUAAUUAUAUAUUUUUUUAUAACAAGAAUUUCAAGAAUGGAGAAACAUUCCUACUGCUGGAGCUCUAUGCCCGAACACCGGAUGUGAGCUCACAACUCAAGGGGAGGUUUGUGAAAUAUUGUGAAGAACAUGGGAUUGUUAAGGAAAACAUAUUUGACUUGACUAAAGUUGAUCGCUGUCUCCAGGCCCGAGAUGGGGGAGCAGCCUAGGACUCCAGAACAAGAGACAAUUACUGGUUAACCACUUGGUGAAGAGAGAAGUAGAGUGUCUGGUUGAUUGGAGAGCCGGGCUCUGCAUAUCCGACCUGGUCAGCAGUACCAAGAGCCAUUACCCAGUUGCCCAGAUUCCCACAGCCUAACACAACUACCUUCAUUUCCCCAUGUUCCUGUUAUACCUGAAUUAGCCCUGAGCACAGUUUUCCUCAAAAACCCAAGAACAAUUCCACCUCUAGACUCUUCUCCUUGCAGUUCCCUUUGUCUGAAAUACUCAUCCCCCAGAUGUCUGCACAUUGCACUCCCUCACAACCUUCUGGCCCCUGGGGGUCACCUCACAGAGGGUAGCCCCCAGAACCCCAAGAAUAAAGGAGUACUCUUUCCCCAACCUCCUUGGCUGGUGCCUCAUACUUAUUUGUUGCCUGUACCCACUACCUCUAGAAUGUAAGUGCAACAAAGAAUUUUAUUUGUUCACUGUGGUAUCAGCACCAGAAACAAUACCAAGUGUGACACAGGCACUCAGUGUUUGUUGCUUUAA
Cercocebus atys (sooty mangabey) is the source of this 2132-nucleotide messenger RNA. Its product is annotated as allergen Fel d 4-like. Lineage: Eukaryota; Metazoa; Chordata; Mammalia; Primates; Cercopithecidae. The transcript is spliced from 7 exons. The record is from RefSeq and is a predicted model, not a curated record. The coding region runs from base 956 to 1591 and encodes 211 amino acids. Gene Ontology annotation, molecular function: odorant binding; small molecule binding.